Molecule: messenger RNA, 1083 nt
Organism: Hymenoscyphus albidus
Lineage: Eukaryota; Fungi; Ascomycota; Leotiomycetes; Helotiales; Helotiaceae
Source: the annotation of a GenBank genome assembly
AUGUCUACGAUUGUCGAGGCGGAGAAUGGAGCUCCCAUCUUCAAAGCGGUCUCAAGUUCUGCAAGGCAGCUAUUCCAAUUGCUCAACUGCAUUCGUUUUGCUCCCAAGGCUCAGGUUCAGAUCAGCAGUGAGGGUCUGAGAUUUGCGGUAGAGGCUUCUAGGGUCAUGCAAGGUUAGUCUCCUUAUAUGUAUCCCAGGACCCCGCAAUAACGAUUCCCAGGCAUUGUUUUCCUUGAUAAAGCGCUUUUUACCUCAUUCAAGUUCAAUCAACCUGCGGGAGAGGUCUCGGAAGAGGACCCAGAAUUUGCUGCGCCCGACCUACCCAACUUUCAAACUUCCUUAGCAGCUCUCCUUGAAACUCUUCAGAUAUUUGGAGCCGAAAAUGCCGUAAGUAACCGCGUCUCCAAGUCUGAAAACGAUGGUUAUAAUAGCAAUAUUCGUCGGGAUCGCCCAAAUGCUUUCAGCAAUCAGGCGCUCGGGAUGGCAGGCACAUGCAGACUCUCUUAUCAGGGUGAGGGGUCACCAUUCAGCAUUAUUCUUGAAGAAUCUGGCGUCACUACCACAUGCAACCUCAAUACCUAUGUCUCCGAAAAUCCCGAAGAAAUCCCUUUUCAACGCGAUGCCAUGGCAGUCAAAAUCAUCAUGCAAGCACGUUGGCUUUCGGAUGCGGUUGCAGAGCUCUCAUCUACUUCUCCAAGUCGGUUAGAUAUCACUGCACAUACUGGGGCACCAUAUCUUAGUCUUUCAUCUCUGGGUCACCUUGGUAGCGCAAGUGUCGAAUUUUCCAAGGGUCGUGAACUGCUUGAGACCUUUACAGUAACACAGACAUGGACUCAAAGUUAUAAAUUUGAGAUGAUCAAAGCUGCAGCUGAAUCUAUGCGAUUGGCUAGCAAGGUCAGCAUUCGAGGUGACGAGCAAGGUGUUUUGAGCAUGCAGUUUAUGGUUGAAGUUGAGGGUGGUGGCAUAAGUUUUGUUGAUUACAGAUUCGUUCCUUUUCUACAAGAUGAAGAAGCAGAGGAUGAUGAGUAUGAAGAGGAAGAGGAUGAGGACGAGGACGGAGAGAAUGAUACCCAAGAGCCUUGA